GACGUUACUCAUUUAUAUUGCACCCUCAUUCUCAUGAUCUACUCUCUGCCUCUUCUACUCCUUUUCCACCAUCGCCAGCUAAAAUAUUUCAAGUCCUUUCUCUCUCUCUCUCUCUUAAAAGAUUAUCGAUACGAAUGAUCAGAAAUUUCUGAAGCCUCAUGGACUCCAGACAACAACGCCUAGACGACGCGUACAAGAGGAAGCUGCAGAGGAUCAAAGUGAAGAGUGUCGCGAAUCCUCUCAAAUUCGCGAUUCCCGGGAAGAACGGCAGAUGCAGACCUCAUCCAUUGAAAUUAGUUCUGGCUAUCAUCGUGCUAGGCUCUUUCUUUCUCAUCCUUUCGUCUCCGCCAGUGUGCCAACAAAACGGCCUACAACUCAAAGUUUCCCGGCAACGUUUUGUGAGCAGGUGGAUAUGGGGAGCCUCCGAUCCCCGCUACAUCGCGGAUUUCGAGAUCGACUGGAACGAAAUCGCCGGCGCCGUGGGCGAGCUGCCCAAGGGAACCAAAAUCGGAGGGAUCGGCCUCGUCAAUUUCAACGAGCGAGAAGCGCGCCAAUGGCAGCAGAUGGUCCCCACCGCCAACCACACGGUUCUGAACCUCGACCGCGCGGAGAGAAACGUGACGUGGGAUGUGCUUUUCCCCGAGUGGAUCGACGAGGAGCAGGACGAGGCGAUUCCGAGCUGCCCUGCGCUGCCGAGGCUGCAAGUGCCGGCGCAGCGGCUCGAUCUGGUGGCGGUGAAGCUGCCGUGCAGGAGCGAGGGGAACUGGUCGAGAGACGUGGCGCGGCUCCACCUGCAGAUCGCGGCAGCCGGUCUGGCGGCCGCGUGCAAGGGGAGUUAUCCGGUGCAUCUGCUGUUCGUGACGCGGUGCUUCCCUAUACCCAACCUCUUCACCUGCAAGGAUCUUGUGGCGCGUCGGGGCAAUGCCUGGUUGUACCGUCCGCAGCUCAAUGCGUUGAGGGCUAAGCUUCAGCUUCCUAUUGGAUCGUGUGAACUUGCACUUCCUCUUGGAUCCGUAGAGAAAGACUACACGGGAAAGAAGCAACGUGAGGCGUAUGCGACGAUCCUCCACUCCGCCGACGUGUACGUGUGCGGCGCAAUCGCGGCGGCGCAGAGCAUCCGCAUGGCGGGGUCGACGAGGGAUCUGGUGAUCCUGGUGGACGAGACGAUCAGCGACUACCACCGGAGCGGGCUAGAGCUGGCCGGCUGGAAGGUGCGAAACAUCAAGAGGAUACGAAACCCGAAAGCCGAGAAAGACGCCUACAACGAGUGGAACUACAGCAAGUUCCGUCUCUGGCAGCUCACCGACUACGACAAGAUCAUCUUCAUCGACGCCGACCUCCUCAUCCUCCGCAACAUCGACUUCCUCUUCGGCAUGCCCGAGAUCUCCGCCACCGGCAACAACGGCACGCUCUUCAACUCCGGCGUCAUGGUGAUCGAGCCCUCCAACUGCACCUUCCGCCUCCUGAUGGAGCACAUCAACGAGAUCGAGUCGUACAACGGCGGCGACCAGGGCUACCUCAACGAGAUCUUCACCUGGUGGCACCGCAUCCCCAAGCACAUGAACUUCCUGAAGAACUUCUGGAUCGGGGAUGACCUAGCGGUGAGGCAGAAGAAGACGAAGCUGUUCGGGGCCGAGCCGCCCGUGCUCUACGUGCUGCACUACCUGGGGAACAAGCCGUGGAUGUGCUACAGGGACUACGACUGCAACUGGAACGUCGACAUACUGCAGGAGUUCGCCAGCGACGUGGCGCACAACCAGUGGUGGAGGGUGCACGACGCCAUGCCUGGGGAGCUGCGGGAGAUGUGCCUGCUGCCGUCCAAGCAGAAGGCGCAGCUGGAGUGGGACCGGCGGCAGGCGGAGAAGGGGGACUACGCCGACGGGCAUUGGAGGAUCAGGAUCAGGGAUGAGCGCGUCAAGAGCUGCAUCGAUCCGUUCUGCAACUGGAAGGGAAUGCUUAAGCAUUGGGGUGAGAAUAAUUGGACGGAUGUCAAGUUCCCAGUCCCCACGCCGCCUGCCUUUGCUAAAGGAUCAUCUCUUACUUUAUGAUUCUCUUACUAUAUAUGUAUAGACAUUUUUGGGUCGGUUUUAAUUUCUUGUUUCAUCACUAAUAACAUCAACAUGCCAUUUAGAA
Salvia miltiorrhiza (redroot sage) is the source of this 2133-nucleotide messenger RNA. Its product is annotated as UDP-glucuronate:xylan alpha-glucuronosyltransferase 1-like. The record is from RefSeq and is a predicted model, not a curated record. Gene Ontology annotation, biological process: xylan biosynthetic process. The transcript has 5 exons. Gene Ontology annotation, molecular function: glycosyltransferase activity. Bases 159 to 2048 code for a protein of 629 amino acids. NCBI's taxonomy places the organism in Eukaryota, Viridiplantae, Streptophyta, Magnoliopsida, Lamiales, Lamiaceae.